Dovyalis caffra is the source of this 573-nucleotide messenger RNA. Lineage: Eukaryota; Viridiplantae; Streptophyta; Magnoliopsida; Malpighiales; Salicaceae. The record is from the annotation of a GenBank genome assembly.
AUGGAGCCAAAACUGCUCAUCCACCCGAAGUAUGGUUCUCAAACGGAGAUGGUGAGGGUGUUGAAUGGUAAUGGGAGAAAUUGUAGGAUGAAUUUGUCUGGUUGGGCAGCAAAAGGACCGAAUUUCCCUAGUAGGAGCAUGGCAACAGUGGGAAAUUCAGCUGAAUCCUCUUCGGAAGAUUCAUCAGCUCCUAUUGCUGAUGUUCUUCCGCGCAUCAAAUUCAAGAGACUCGAUAAAACUGCCAGGCACAUAAUGCAGAUUCUGGAUAAGGAAGCAGUGGAGGAAGUAAGGUCACAGAGGGAGAUACCUGAUAUAAGGCCUGGUUAUACUGUACGACUCAAAGUGGAAGUACCGGAAAAUAAGCGGCGAGUUUCAACUCUCGUAGGCACAGUUAUAGCAAGACGUAAUGCUGGUCUAAAUACUACUUUUAGAUUAAGGAGGAUGGUUGCAGGUGUUGGUGUUGAAUCUCUCUUCCCGCUACGCAUUGUGCAUUUGAAUAUCAAUGAAGUCAAAUUAAGAUCUAAUGUUUCUCAAAAACAUAAUAAAUUCGGCAUUCCCUUAGAUUUGUUGUAG